Messenger RNA from Malus domestica (apple), 745 nucleotides. The record is from RefSeq and is a predicted model, not a curated record. NCBI's taxonomy places the organism in Eukaryota, Viridiplantae, Streptophyta, Magnoliopsida, Rosales, Rosaceae.
CGGCCCACGGAUUCUGAUAUAACGGGAAAUGAUAACAUGUUUUGGAAUGGCGUAACGGCGGGAUCGCGGCGUCGUGGUGGGAAGAUGCGUAGGGCAGAGUUAUUGGGCGGUGCUGUGAUCGCGGCGGUGGCGGCGACUCUGCUACUUUUUGGAAACGGCGUCGUUGUGGAGGCUUCGGCUUCGUCUUCGUCAUCGGCGGCGUUCGUGCAGAACGCCAUCUACUCCAACAAGAUUGCCAUCUUCUCCAAAUCCUAUUGCCCGUAUUGCUUGCAUGCCAAGCGCAUAUUUGCUGAACUACAUGAGCAUCCGUUUGUUGUCGAACUUGAUCUUCGAGAUGAUGGAGCUCAAAUUCAGAGUGUUCUAGAUGUGGUGGGCCGAACCACUGUCCCGCAGAUUUUUGUGAAUGGAAAGCACAUUGGCGGCUCUGAUGACCUCAAAGCAGCAGUUCUGAGUGGCCAGCUUCAGACUCUUCUUAGUAUAAAGUCGAGGAGAUAUGUUAAAUGAAGAAGCACGAGCGCAGAUGUGAAGCUGCAUAUGGGGAUUAAUGAGUUAGUUCUCUGACUUUGAUGUACCUAAAAUGAUAGUGAUGUAAAACAUAAUAAUCGGUGUAAUGUUGAAUUAGCACGACCUCAUCGAUUUUCCACAACAUUUGAGAAAUUGUAUGCAUUUGAUAACCAGCAAUCUCAGUUUUCUAUUUUUGUCACACUAAGAUUUUCUGCAAUCCAAAUUGAAGGAAUGGAUUCAA